AACUCUCAGAUUCUCAGGAUAGAUGUCGGAGCGCGUUUCUUGAACGUUGUCUCAAAGCUUCAUCAUCUGAACUGGAUGAGUUUUUCAAUGAAUUGUCACAAUUUCUGAAUAACUCUUGUGAUGAUUACCUACCAAAAUUGCAAACUUUCACUUCUUAUCUAUACGAUGAAUAUUCGAGAACAAUCAGACGUCUUUAUCUCACAUCGCAUUUCAUCAAUUUUAUUUCAAUGCUAAUAACAUCUGUUGUCAUAAAAAAUAUUGGUAACUCCGACAAUCAAAAAUUUGUGAAGUUCCUCGACGACUGCGUCAAACUCCUUUGGCGAGCUCAAAAUGACAGAGCAACCUUUUUAAUUAAUAAUAAAAGAAACAAUAUAUUAUCGCGAACGAUGAGUCGUCUAUUUGAUGCAAUUCUGGAUGCCGAUGGAGUUUUCGGAGUUUUAGUGUCAGAAACCCUCGGUCGACAUUGUAUCAAGCGCGUUCU
This is a messenger RNA of Acaulospora morrowiae, 481 nucleotides long. The record is from the annotation of a GenBank genome assembly. Lineage: Eukaryota; Fungi; Glomeromycota; Glomeromycetes; Diversisporales; Acaulosporaceae.